UCAAAUGUGAAACAGAAAUAUCAUUGGGUGAGAAUUGCCUGAAGGACAAUCUCUGUUGCUAGACAGGAAGACUGCAGAAAAGAAAGGAGCAGAGAGGGAAGGAUAGAACAUUUUGUCCAGACUGUGAAAUUAUCACCCUGGGUUUUGCCACGUUCCUGUCUCGGCAGGAGGAACUGAAAUUCAGCAUGGGAGCAGCAAAUGAAACAGCAGCAACCGAGUUCAUCCUUGAGGGUUUUCCAGAGCUUGAUCAAAGGCUGCAGCUGCUUCUCUCUCUGAUCCUUCUGCUCAUGUACCUGACAACAGUGACAGGGAAUGCAAUCAUCAUUUUCCUCGUGCGUGUGGAUCACCACCUGCAAACCCCCAUGUACUUUUUCAUUAGCAACCUGGCCUUCCUGGAAAUCUGCUUUACAUCCUCCACAAGCAUUAAAUUGUUUGCCAUCCUGAGUUCUGAUCAAAAAACCAUCUCCCUGAGCAGCUGCUUUGCCCAAUCCUAUUUCUAUUUUGCCCUGGGUGGCACAGA
Messenger RNA from Empidonax traillii (willow flycatcher), 520 nucleotides. Its product is annotated as olfactory receptor 6F1-like. Gene Ontology annotation, molecular function: olfactory receptor activity. NCBI's taxonomy places the organism in Eukaryota, Metazoa, Chordata, Aves, Passeriformes, Tyrannidae. Gene Ontology annotation, cellular component: membrane. The record is from RefSeq and is a predicted model, not a curated record. Gene Ontology annotation, biological process: G protein-coupled receptor signaling pathway.